Messenger RNA from Lentithecium fluviatile CBS 122367, 602 nucleotides. The record is from the annotation of a GenBank genome assembly. NCBI's taxonomy places the organism in Eukaryota, Fungi, Ascomycota, Dothideomycetes, Pleosporales, Lentitheciaceae.
AUAUCAAGGUCAUAUCUCAGAUAUUUGGCAUUAAAGGAAGUAUUAGAAGCAGUCCGGCUGCCUCGUGGUUCUCUCUCAGCAAGAUUUCCCUUAGUACCAUAUGCAACGAGGUUUGUGUUCGAACAUGUCCGGAAGGUGGAGCAAGAAGGAAUACCGCAGCCUACGGGGCGGUAGUCAAGCUGCUGCUUGAGACCGGCAAGGUCGACGUUGACUCCAAGGAUCAGUACGGACGGACGCCGCUAUGGUGGGCAGCCAAGAACGGACACGAGGCGGUAGUCAAGCUGCUGCUCGAGAUCGGCAAGGUCGACGUUGACUCCAAGGAUCUGGACGGACGGACUCCGCUAUGGUGGGCAGCCCAGAAUGGACACGAGGAGGUAGUCAAGCUGCUGCUCGAGACCGGCAAGGUCGACGUUGAUUCAAGGAUCUGUACGGACGGACGCCGCUAUGGUGGGCAGCCCAUAAUGGACACGAGGCGGUAGUCAAGCUGCUGCUCGAGACCGGCAAGGUCGACGUUGCUCCAAGGAUCAGUACGGACGGACGCCGCUAUCGUGGGUAGCCCAGAAUGGACACAUGGUGGUGGUCAAGCUAUUGUGAUUGCAGGG